Melitaea cinxia (Glanville fritillary) is the source of this 1236-nucleotide messenger RNA. RefSeq lists its product as uncharacterized. The transcript is spliced from 6 exons. Bases 1 to 1236 code for a protein of 411 amino acids. The record is from RefSeq and is a predicted model, not a curated record. Lineage: Eukaryota; Metazoa; Arthropoda; Insecta; Lepidoptera; Nymphalidae.
AUGUCGUCUCGUAAAACAGAGGAUGAACAUAAGAUGAUCCUCGAUAAAUUACUUUCAGAUUCUGGUAUAGUGUGCGUGAGAUCAGCGCCAGAAUCUUUAGAAACAACGUCUGAUUCUGGGGCGGAUGAAGAAGUUCAAACAAUACAAGAAGAAGAGGACAAAAUAGAAGAAUCAGUCGAAGAAGAAAUGGAAGAGUUACUAGUCGAGGAACUCCAAGAAGAAGAAUCAGCGAUAUUUCCAACGCCAUCGUUAAGAAGAGUAUUGCCUGAUAGAGUAAGAGAAAUUGAGGAGUAUAACAGAAUUCACGUACUACCUAAGGAGUUCAAAAGCGAUGUAGAUCCUACAGCAAUACCUAGAAUACAAGCUACUUCACAGCAGAAAUGUAUAGAUAUUUUGGGAGAGAUAACAGGUUGCACGGAAUAUAGGAGGAGUUUAGCUGAGUUUUGGUUUUUAGAUACAUUAGCCAAUCUCCUGAGACGAGCUCAAAACGAUGAAAUGGAUAGAUCAUCUCAAGCGGUGUUGAUACUUUGGUUUUGCGAGUGGAUGAAAGAAAUGCAACAUUUCGACGCAGCUGAUCGUCAGCGUAUGUUGAAACGUUUUCAAGACAAUAUGCUGUCAGCUGCAAGAUUUGUAGCAGAGGAAGAACAUCUUCCAACACCACAGGAGGUUGGAGUGUUUUACAAGGCGGUGGAUGAAGGAAAGUCCGUUUCUAAAAUGACGCCCGAGUCAAAGCACUUGGUUACCUUCGAAGGCGCAGAAUAUGAAUGCUCCUUGAAAGACUUGACAAACAUCAUACAUUAUAUAUUUGAUUUGUUCAGUACUGACUACCAGUACAAUCUCGUUCGAUCUGUUUUCACGUUUAGCCCUGAAUAUAAAUUAAUCGACGCUCCAUUUCAAAUGCGUAACCCUAAACGAUUGUUUGCACCUCUGAAGUCUAAGCCGAAAAAAGAAAAGUCUCCCAAAAAGGAGAAACCUUCGGCUAAAGGAAAGAAAAAGGACAUCGAUACAGAAGAGUACUUAGCUCUUUUAGAGCUUCGCGCCAAAGAUGAACGUGAGCAAGAGGAACAAGAAGACAAAGACCGUGAGAUUUGGCAUCGUCGCAACCACAUCUUACCUCUAUCCUUCGCUGCUGAUGAAGAAUUCUUCAACAAGUACUGGCCUCCACCUCCGCCAGAAGUACUGCCAGAACCUGAGCCAGAAGUUAAGGGCAAAGGGAAGGGAAAGGGAAAGAAAUAA